CAAAAUGGAUGCUGUGCGUACGUUGUGGGGAUAAGCAGUUGCGGCAAAGACUUUGUCUGGUAAUCUUUCGUCCGCAGCGCAUUCGUCAGCAAGUUGUGCCAAACAUACGCCGUGCUUGUGCGUGGCCGUCACUGUAAACGGAUCAUUAUUCCACCCACGCCACAGCUGUUUUCUCAACUUGAUGAAGUAUGCAGGCCUUGGACAGCAAGAAAGAUAUUCAAGGCCAGGUUCCCAUCGGUGUUUUCUGGGACAUCGAAAACUGCCAGGUGCCGCGGGGAAAGUCGGCCACAGCGCUAGUCGGGCGCAUCAGGCAGCUCUUCUUCAGGGGCCAUGCGGAGGCCGAAUUCUUGUGCGUCUGCGACAUUCGCAAGGAGCUGCCUGAGGUCGUGCAAGAAUUGAACCUGGCCCAGGUGACCGUGGUCCACAUUAAUGCCGUGAGCAAGAAUGCCGCUGACGACAAGCUCAAGCAGUGCAUGAGGCGGUUUGUCGACAUUCACGGAAGCCCCGCCACACUCGUGCUCAUAUCAGGAGACGUCAACUUUUCGACGGAUCUGUCGGACUUCCGGCAUCGACGGCAGAUCCGCGUGGUGCUGGUACACGGAGGCUCAGCCCCCGAGGCCUUGACUGCGUGCGCACACGAGUCCUACAGCUUUGCCGAAGUGGCAUCAGGGGUGCCUUUCCGCACCCCCCGUCGUGAGGGAGUCCACUGUCUGGAGUUGAUGGUUACCAAUUUACCGAUGACCAAGUCGCCAGGCAAGCUGAAAAGCCGACUGAAGCAGCUGUCGGAGAACUGCGGAGGACGCGUGACCUCCAUUAGUGGCGGAACGGCCUUUCUGAAGUAUCCCACCACAAAUGCAGCCCUCAGUGGAGAGGUGUCGGAGAACUGCGGAGGACGCGUGACCUCCAUUAGUGGCGGAACGGCCUUUCUGAAGUAUCCCACCACAAAUGCAGCCCUCAGAUCACGCGUGCGCAUGGACGGUGAGAAUGUCUGCGGGAAUGUGAUUUCGGUCAGUCUACACACACCAAGACAGCGUCGGUCACGGAGCUGUCAAAGUGGAGCGAAACGAAGCAGCAGUAGCAGCAGCCGCAGCCCAGAGUCAUCGUCAGUUGAAGCAGAUAACUACCAGAUGUUAACAUCGCAGCGGCGCAAUGACAGAUUCCCUGUUGUGGACAUGUGGAACCCAGACGUUGCCACGACGUCACUGGCUGGGCCGGACAUUGCAGCUCCCGUGGAGUUCAAAAGGCCAAGGAGUGUGGGACGUGUGUCUCCCUUCAUGCGCAGCAGCAGUCAGCCAGAAGUUCCCAGUGUCCAGACCUCCGGCGGUGCGCAAGUCCCGGAUCCUCUUUCGGGACGGACUGUAGGCAUGCCCUCACGCCACCGGUCAUGCUCUCCAACCAAGACCGGCAACCUACCACUUUUCUACGGUAUUCCCAGAAUGUGUGAGGGUGUGCCGGCCCAAGCCGGUCUGCAGGCUCUGCCCGGAAGCCUCGUGCAAGCCUUGCCCCUGCAUCGGCAUCAAAACGCCAUUGCCUGUGGCGGCAACAUUGCCUUGGAAGAGAGGCUACAAAACGUUUCAUUGCAGGAGCCCAGCAACACUCCCGCUUGCAUCCGUGUCUCAAACCUCGACCCCAACAUUGAGAUUAACGAUCUAAAAAGGUUGCUCUUGGCUGUCUUUCGGGAGCACGUGACGGUCCUGAACAUCACUCUGAAUGUCCAACGAGAUGGCAAUGUCAAGGCAUAUGUACACGUGCCAAACGCAUUCGAAGCCAUACGAGCGUUCAAGCACAUCCACCAGCGCCGUCUGGGCCUCUACUGUCUCCAUCUCAGCGUCGACGACAAAGUCCUGGUGCAGUUGCCGUCCCAACAUUUACAGACAGGAUCACCUCUGUACUGCCCGAUUCAUGACAACUCCACACCUGUUGCUGCGUCACCUGGCACACCCAGACUCUUGCUCAAACCACUGCCCGAGGUUUGCCUACCUCGCGCAACAUGGAUCACACAACUUGGGAAGCUGCUGGACAUCCACGAUGGCUCCCUGCUCUUGGACAGCUUCAAGGCGUGUUACAGGGCCGAGUUUGGGCCGCUGCCCAUGGCAACUAAGUUGGAGAAGUGGCAGGCAGGCACCGUGCCGUUGGAACACCUGGUGGCAUCAGUGCCGGGUGUCAGUGUCGUGACUUCCAAGCGGGGCUUCAAACGAGCCAAGCGGGAGCCGCCCAAGCAAAUAGGCAGCGUCAAAAAGGGCUCAACCAUGGAAGAGUUUGCAUCCAAAAUGGUGGACCUGCUAUGUGCACAGCCGCACUGCAGGUUGGAACUCGGAAGGUUCCAGGAAGUGUACAAGAAUCAUUAUUCCCGUCCAAUCUGCUUGCUGAACUUUGCCUGCAGCAAAGUGUCCGACCUCAUGGCAAACAUCCCAGAAGUCGUUGAGGUCCUGGGCCACGGCUCUAACGGCAUCAUCACACUGACGCACGAGGAACAGAUGAAGCGGUUCGUCUCGGACAUUGAGCGCCUGUUUAAGAAGCCUGACGCCCCCAAGACCAUGUCACUGUCCACCCUACUCAGCCAUUUCCAGGGUGCAUACAACCGGCCACUGGAAGUGGCUGACUACGGAAUGUGCACCCUGGAUGACCUGCUCGAUGCUGUGCCCGCAACGGUGCUUGUGGUGGAGCGGAAGGAAGGCAAUACGUUUAUCACUUAUCCUGACUUGGUGUCGCCGGAUCCGACGAUGGAGCAAGCAGAGCGCCUGCGCCAGUUUGCCAAGGAACUGGUCUGUCUGCUCGGUCCGACCGGCGACAGAGGCCUUCCGUUGUCCGAGCUGAGCGCCGCCUACCAGCAGCUGUUUGGCCGGCCUCUUCGCAUUUCAAACUACAGGCCGUUUGGGAAGCUGGCCCAUCUCAUACAGGCCAUAUCUGACGUUGCCGAGGUGCGCAGCAGUGGCAGUCGGAAAAUGGUGCGGCUAGCACCCAGCUACCGGCAUCCAACGUCACAGCCGCCGCCCGUCGCUAAAGAGGUGUGUUUUCUUUUCAUGGCAUCAACUCUCCGGUCUCACAAGAGCAACCCGUUGGCGUAUGCCAACAGGGAUGCACACACUUCACACUUGGGGAACACCACCGGUCUUCGUAGUGUGCUGGGAAAGUACGUGUACUGCGAGAUAAGCGAACUGUUCACUAUUCAUGGACAUGGAAGGCAUGGCAAAGAAAGGAAACGAGGCAAUUCGAAGAAGACAGCUUGGAGAAGAGGCGGGAUGAGGAGUGCGUCCUGGACCUGCUGUCCGAGCCCGACAGCAGUAUGGCUGGACCAGCUGUGGGUUGCAUUCCACGAGCGCUGCGGCUCGUACCCGAAUCUCUCGCUCCUGCGUGGCCUGGAGCACAAUGACUGCAUUGUCUUCUACCGGGACGCUGGCCGAGUGAAGCUGUCGCCUCGGUACCGGCUUGCCUGGCAGCUGCGUCGUCUGCUCUGGUCCCUCACGGAACCCGGCGAGGAACCACGGCUCUCCUUGGCCCUGCUUGAAGACGCUUACCGUCGAAGACAUGGUAAACCCCCACCGCUGCAGCAGCUACAUUUCGAAAGCUUAGAAGAACUGCUCGAGUCAGUGCCCAAGUACUUCACCCUGUCCGGGGACCGGGAUUCGCGGUCUGUUAGCCUGGUGAAGGUCAACAGGGGGCCAAAGGUCACCGUGGAGGAGCCGCACCUGUUGGAGCCAACGAGGGCAUCUUCUCCGGUGAACAACUUGAGCGCUUGCGCAGACGACACGGCUAGCAGCUUGGAGAGUGGCACAGAGCCGGAGUUGCUGGUGCUUUGCCCACUGCCGGAGCCGGAGCUGAUGCAGCUCUGUCCGGAGCCAGAGCUCAUGCAGCUGUGCACGCUGCCGGAGCCAGAACUGCUGGAGCUCUUCCCUCCAUCGGAUGAUGACUUGCUUGACAGGCCGAUUCCAAGCAACUUGCCGUCCCCAGUCAUCUGUCCAGAGAUCUCACCGGCUGGGGACCUUAUGCAGUUCGACACGGCAGAUAAUGACACUAGGCCCAGUUCGGAGGCCGACUCGGCCGAGAUUUUAGACUCCGUGUCGUCUGCCACCCAGCCCACCAGAAAGAAGAGGCUCGCCGCCUUGUUCCCAGUCCCGCUCGCACAAUAACCGCCAAGGUUACUGGCACGGGGUGCGCAUGUUUUUCGCUCAGGAGCACGUCUCGGGGACCAGAUCUGCCGCCAGCAGCACCACUUCCAUCGCUACAUCUUUUUCUACACUUGCAAAGAUUCGCUCCUUGUGUUUCAUGACCUCACAAAGUGUCGGUAUCCACUAGUACUAGCAUUUUUAUCCAUGCUUUUUUUUCCUUUUUUUAACAUUGUGUGCUUGUACCUGUGCAGCAAAUAUGCUUCGUGUGAAUGAUGCCGGUGGAAGUGAUUCAAGGUGGGGCUUGGCCUGCCACCACUCGUUUGAGACAUUUUUUUUAACAUGCAAUAUGAUUUUAUACUUUCAUUUUCUCUCGCUUUCUCUGUUGUGAUCUUUGUACAGUCAUUUUUUUAUGUCCUUCGCUCGCUCUUUCGUCCUGCCAUCAGUCGUAUACAACAUUUUCUUUCUUUCUUUUUUUUCCCCCCUUGUUUCGUUUCACCUUUUUCCUCAUGAACUCUGUACAGUCACUUUUUUGUGUGUGCGUGUGACUUUACCUUCCUUUUUCAUAUGAUGACACUGCGUGUUCAUCAGUGCACACUCUCGAAUACAUGACUUGCAAGGCUUUAGAGACUUGCUUAGCCAAGUGCUUGUUGCCUUUAUGGUCACUUUACCUGUUGGUCUGGAAUUGCAUACGCUGUGGUAUUGCAUUUCUCAUUACUGGGCAGUGCAGUCACCUGUGGAACCUUACGGGAGACAGGACUUACGGAAAAGCUGAAUUCCCACAAAGCCAGGGCACGUAGCCUGGAAAUCAGUCUCAGAGUGGAUCAUUGAUCUCUGAUUUAAUGAAUCACGGUUUAGGUCAUUGCAGCCUUCAGUGACUCUUUGAAUUAGAUGUGCUAUGCCUUAAGAGAGCACAAAUUCAGAUGUGUCGUGGAACCCGCGUCCUGUAAACUUGUGGGGCUGAUUGUGCCGCUUCAUGAAAUGGCAAGUUUGACAGACGUCAUGCAUGCUGUCUUUCAAUGCAAAAGGGCAGCAACAUUUUAACAUAACCAUUGCUUUCUUUUCUUCUCUCUUCUUUCUUCAAUCAAAGGAAAACUGUAGUAUACAUUUAUACGUGUAUACACAUAUUCAUGCACACAUUUAGAAUGAGUUCUGUCAAUAUGAAUGCGAAGUGCUGGUGUAACUUAUUGCGUAUGUACCCCAGCUUUUUUUGUUCUACUCUUUGUUUUUUUCGACGUAUCAUAGCAGACUAAAAAAUGUGAGCAGGACAAUCUAGACACAAUAACAAAAAAAAAAACAAGAUGAUUCUACCAGCUGUUAGUAGAAUACUGGCGCAGUAGAUUUUUAUGAAAAGUGCACUGCUUCACUAAUCUAACACACCGUUGUUCUGUCAGUUCAGCCACAGUCUCACCGUUCAAAUUGACAGCAUCCCAUUCACAUUUCAUUAUUUCACAAUAGCACAUGUAGCAGACAUCUGAUGAAGAAUGCAUGCACCCAGAAUUUUUUUCAAGAUGGGCACAAAGGUGUUUUUAGCCACCAAGGCUCGUGUGCGAUGUAUUUAUGUGUUUUCCAGAUUUACAUGCGAUUACUGCUUGUGACGUGAAAGGGCUCAACUGUGAUAAACAGUAGAAUGUGUCUGCAGCGUUCUUGUGAAAAAGAAAAAAAGAUUCAUCGCCCUGAACCUUCAGUGUAGUAUGAAUGUAUAUUAGUACAGAGUGUUGCAUUGCUACAGGAUAAACGUUUAAAUGUUCCUCGUACCUCAACGAUUGCCUCACUUUCGCAGAAAUGUUACCAGUACCUGCCACCUACUGGUGAUAUUUUUUGUCGAAGGUCACGUUUUGCAGUGGUACCUGUCUUUCAUGUUGUUUCUCUGUCGUUGAACGUGGCAUUUGACAAAAGUCACCACUAGAUGUAACUUCGAUGCGUAAUUUGAACGCGAAAACGAGUUGGAAGUUGAGGCAAACAAAUUGUUCAUAUUUGUCCACUAUAAUGAUACAACACUCUGUAGCUAGGGUGGCUUGUCACCGGCAUCUUGUGUAUCGUGUAAGAUAUUGCCAUGUCAUAUACUACUACCUCUGUAAAUAUCAGUUGUGCACGUAAUAGUUUUGUGCAUCAACGAACCCCCUCCCCUUUACUUUCUUGUUUUGAAAAGUGUGGGUGUUUAACUUUCAGCAAAGAAGUGUGAUGAACUGUUUAUUUCAUUUUAAUUCAUCUUAAUUCACAAUUUUUUACUUCAUCUUCACCAUCAUUCACUCAGUGUGUAGUCAUACUGACAUACAUUGUCUCACAGACACACAUUCAAGCUGUGGAACACAGUUGCGAUGUCAGGCUUAAGGCAGUUCAGUUAGAAUUACAAGAAAAAUGAAGGAAAAAAAUAGAAAAAGAGAUAGUAGCUUUUUUUGCAUACAAAUGCCUCCUGCAUCAGCCUCGCAAACGUUGUGGCAUGAGUUCAACUUUGGUGACCACAGAAACAACUUUCAUCCUGGUGCUGUUGCAUGUAUUGAGGGACACAAGUGUUGUUGUGCUUAUCACCUGAAGGCCAAACCUUGCUCCGUUUUGCAGGAUAAGAUUCUUAUCACUGGGUUUGGUUUCGCCAUAGAAUGCUUGGCAUGGAGCAUGUAUAUUGAAACCAGAUGACUAUAACAUUUCUCUAUUUUAUUUCAUUUUAACGAACCACAUUCAGUUGCAUUCCGGGCAGAAGUUACGCCCUUAAGACGACUGGAGAGUGAUAUCGUCAUGAAAUGCAAACUGCAUGGUGUUAAGUGAAUUGUAAGCUGUAUAGUAUGGCACACUCAUAAAGAAAGCACCUAAGUGGUAAUGCAUCAUAACUGUGGCAUUCCUUUUACUAUGUCACACAAACGUGGCUGAUAUGACGUAUUAAUGCCAGGCCAUGCAUUAAAAGUUAUCUGAGGCCUUCAUCUUGUAUUUCAAAUGUAAACGAUUGGUGAAUGCUAAUUAGUUAUUUCCUUUAAGAGUGAGCCUUACUAUACAUGUAUAAAAGGUCUGUCGAGACACAGCGAGCGAUUGCCUCAUCAAGGUUUUGUAUUAGAUGUGUUUUGUUUGUGUGGAAGCUGCCGUUCAAGUGAUGCUCGUGAACAGUUUAUUUUUUUUUUUUUUAUGUGUGGGGGGAAGUUCUUUCAUAGCAUUUGCUGUUAUGUCAGCCAUUUUGUUUUUUGUGCGGUGUGCAACGUGUUCAGUUUGGCUUUAGAGUGGGCCUGAAAUGCAGGUAGCAACCUGUCAGACUAGACCAGAUGAGACGUGCCUUUUGUGUUGAUUAACACAGUUUAGCAAUUUGACGCUCUAUGUACUACACUGUUAAGGACUGCUGUUCAGGCCUUGCAUUGGACGAAUGGACUGCUUGGUUUCUUUGAUUGUAAUCUGUGGGAAGAAAUGUAACUGCGACUGCCAACACAGUGAAAACGAUUACCAUUUUUUGGCAUGCUCUUAUAACGUCUGUUUUGUCUUUAUGAUGACCUUUGUAGAUUCCUCACAUGUGACGUGGUGUACAGUCGUCUGCUUUUGUGGAAAAAACACCUUGUUAGUGUUCAAUGCGAUGCAACUUGAACACAUUUUUGCAUUGUGGGGAAAAUGAGGCUGACGUAAUCCCUGAUGCAGAUAUGCAGUGCAUAAAGACGAGUGCAUAAAGGCCAGUGGAAGCAAAGCUUUGCAUCACUUAAAGAUGUUUGUAGUAAUAAUGUAGCUCUUGAGAAUGCCAUCAAUUUAAAAAACAGGUGCCUAAAUAUGUAUCUGUAUUUUAAUUUUAUUUUAUUCAGUACCGGCAGUGUGAGGCAGACGGCGUGUUUAGGCAUAGUAUCUGUUCUUUUCUUCUGUGUUUGGAUUUAUUAUAUGUUCGCACAAGCAAACUCUUUCCCUGAACACGGUAAUGGUGAGACAGAUGGUGUUUUUAGACAUUGCAUUUGUUGUUUGGUUUUAUUGUAUGUUCUCACAAUCAAAAUUAUGUACUAAAAUGUUAUGCCCUCACUGCCUUCUUGGUCAUAGUGAGACAGACGACAUCUUCAGGCAUGGUAUUUGUUGUGUUUUCUUUGUGUUUGUUUUUACCAUGUGUUUGCACUAGCAAAAUUCUGUACUGAAAUUUACGCCCUCUACUUUAUUGGUAAUAGUGAGACAGACAUGUCUGGGGCAUGGCGUUUGUUGUUUCUUUGGCGUUUGUUUUUAUGAUGUGUUUCAUGAAACAAAAUUCUUCACCGAGAUGUUAUGCCGUCACUGCCUUCUUGGUCAUAGUGAAAGACAGCUUUAGGCAUAGUACCUUUUUUUUCCAUUAUUAUAUGUUCUCAGAAGCUAAGUUUUUCACUGAGAUAUUAUGACCUUUAUGUUUUCUUGGUCAUUGUUAGCAUGAUCGUGGCAGUCAUCGUAGUUAGCCUUGGGGUUGAAUAAUGACAGCUGCCAAUGCGUUCACACAGACUACCCGAUGUUGUGAAAAACAUUGUGUACCCUUCGAUCAAUUCAAGGCACUGAACCUAGCUCAUUAGAAAAGCGCAUUUUCUUGUUUUGUUUACUCAUCUUAGUUGUGUCGUCACCCCUUCAAUAAUGUGUCCCUAGGUGUAUUAGUUUGUGGGAACUUGCACUAUCGUGGACAAACGACACAAGAAGUUAAGACUCAGUUGAGUGCAUUCUUUUGGUUGUGCUUUUGCCACUUAGGACGAUGUCUGUAUGAUUCCGGCUCGAACACUUUUCGUUUUGAGGCUUAUGCCAUUUUUUGGCAACCGGAGACAUAUAGGGACACAAUAUCACACGCUCACAUCAUUUGCUCACAGGGAGUACUGUGUGCUUUUCCAUUCACAUUUCGUUUAUCCACGAUGGUACUUUGACAGCUUCACCGAUCUCCAGUGUCACAGUCGUGACAACCUUGUGAAGCAUCAUUGUGCGUACUUAAGUCAUAUGCAGAAGUCUGUCACAUGAUUUUGUAAGAGUGAGUCAAAGUGAAAUUGUUGUGGGAGUCUACGAAGAGUAGCAUUGUACAGUCGAUCCCAGAUAUAUCAAACUCGUAUAUAUCAAAUUAUUGCCUUCGUCAAACAGUUGUAAAAUCCCCUUGAAAAUCCCAUGCAAGAAGUAUAGUGAUGUACUUUACGUACACUGAACUCCCGUUCAUUGCUACAUUCGAUAUAUUGACUGCUGCACUGAGCCGUGCCCCUGUAAGUGUGCUUCUUCUAAUGUAGACGCGAUGGCUGCUCACGUUGUUGGAAAUAUUCAAUCCUGACAAAUUUUGAAUGGUACUGUUUUGGCAGAUGCUGUGAAACAAGACAUUGAAUCUGGAGUGCAGUAUGUGCCAUGAAGGGAAAAUGAGCAAGGUGCUCUCUCGGUUAUGCUCGAUGCCACAUGAAUGGCCCGUGCUAACUGCAGCCGUUCGUUAUCGCAAAUUGCAUUUUAGGAUUUCACGAGCAGCCAAAAGAAGUCCGACUCACACCUCCACUUGGACGAAUCAUUUUUCCUUUAUUAAUUACUUCUCUCCACCUUGCGGGUUUCCGCAGAACUAUCACGUCAAACUCUUGCCUUUGCUUCGAGUUGUUUACAAAUUCGACUUCACCCUGCCAUCUGCUAGCCACCUGGUUAGAUCAGAUGGUAGAGCAGCUGGCCCAGAAAGGCGGUGGUCCUGGGUUCGAGUCCCGGACCAGGACGAAUUUUUCUUCAACUGCGAGGCUCUUCUUUCGAAGAACCCGUAUAGGUUUCUUUUGUAGCAAUUGCUACGUACAGGUGGAUGUCUGAUUUUUCCUUUACUGUUUAGAAUGGUCGAGAAUUUGCAAGGACUACUGGUUCCAACAGGAAGUCUAUUCCGAAAUGCAACUCGUUGCUUGCAUGUCAUGAUCGGCCGGAGUGUUGUUGGUAUUGUAACGGACAAGUGGUUGAACACGUUCGUGCGCCAUUUGCUGUACAAGUGCCCUGAUGACAGCACGGUGUGUAUCUGUUCAGGCUAGUUUGCUUCCAUCGUGCGCUCAUAUCUACCUUGUCUGGUGUAAAAACGCACAACAAGCACUUCGACGUGACCAAGAUGUACCGCAGUCUCACGUUUUGGUGAUGCAGGCUUUUAAGGUUAGCAUUGUGAUCAGUAUAUCAAAGACCGUGCCGCAGUGCGAGCUAUUUGCAACAUUCUUGAGCAAAAAAUAAGUCGGCCUUUGUUUUUACGAAACGGCCCUCAAGAAGCAAAUUGUUAGGUUCCUACUUUUCACCAUCUCGGGAAACUGCCCAAGAUGUGCAGAGGUUUCAGAUGAGCUUCAGAUAAGCAUAUUUUCUAUUUCGAAUUAUAGAUAUAUCGAACUAUUUCACAAUUCCCUUCGAGUUCUAUAUAUCAGGGAUCGACUGUAUUCAUGCACUGAAUUUCAUUCAGUGAAAGCCUCAAUUUUCAUCAACAAGCAUUGUUGUUGCGUUAUUGUGAAAUACAGAGGGUUUAGUGUGGGAACACAGUUUACUACAAAAGCUUACGGAACACGGAAUUUGUGGAAAAGGUGAAUUCAUGCGAAGCCUUGGCUCCCAGCCUCGAAUUUACUGUUUCGGUAUGCAGUAGCUUUUGUGAUGUACACAGCGAUUCAUAAAAUUAUAAGUGCUUUGCCUUAACAGAGCAGGAAAUCACAUUUGCCCAUUUUGCAUCUAUCCCGUAUCCCGUCAACUUUUGUAGCAUGCUGUAAGUGGUUUGUCAAUGUGAAAGGGAGCACCAGAUUUGUGUUCGGUGCUGGUAAUUCUUGUUCACGCACAAAAUAUUCUUGAAACCUUCAUGAGAGAUAUUCGUCGGUGCAAGAUAUUGUCUGUUUUACCAGAAACAGACUUAUUAUUAAGAGCUCCUAUGGUAGAUAUCCUAGUUCUGUCACAUCAGCCGGAUUGGUUGAAGGGGUGGCACUAUCUGCAAGAAUUGUAGAGUAAUGCUACGUAAUUAACAGUCACUGAUUAAUUUUGUAAAUAAUCACUUUGAAGUGAAUGACUCGUUUGCAGAAUUGAAGUCAAGCAGCAGGGAAGUAAUAUUCAUUCAGCAUAAAUCUUGUGCCUGGCACCAGCUUUGAGAACUACAUCCUCAAGAUCAGUGGAGAGAUGCUCUGAUUCUCCAGUUAACACUUUAAGCUUAGAACGGUAGAAAAUUUAGCUAGUUGGCAGGAAUUCAUGUGUCAAAAAAGCUAGGCGCUUAGGCAUGGACAUAAGAGAGAAACUAACAGCUAUUGUCCAUCUCUCUUUUCUUGUGCAUGUGUCAGCACACUUAUCUUUUUUCUAACGUAUAAUAUGUUAUGCACUGUGAGAAAUGGAGUGCUGAUAGGUGUCAUCUUAUCGGUACUUAACUUAAAGUUAACUUGAAGUGGUCAGAGCUGACUGUUAAAUUCAAAGUGUCAGCGCAUUUUGCCACAGACUUCAAGGGUGUAUUUCCAUAAGGUGACGGUAAGUGCAAGAUUUCUGCUAAACGGAUAUAACUUCAUUACUACUUUGCUUCAAUUCGGCAAUCAGGAUCAAUUACAGAGUUUAUAAGUGAAAUAUUUCUCUUCAGCUGUCAUUCUGCAAUUGUCUUGCAAGUAGCAUUCCAACUCUUUAGUUAAUCCAGCUGAUGUGAGAGAAUUGAGAUAUCUGCCACAGAUCUUCAGUGUUUCCAUAAAAAUAAAUAUCCUGGCAUGAUGAUUGAUGAACUUAGUGAGUUUCUAGCUUACACGUUUGCAGCAAUUGCUGCUUGAACACAGAUAUCCCUUUUAUACUUAGCUUCCUGCUGUAGACCCGUACGGGUUGAAUGAAUGUAUGUAAAAUAGAAAAGAUAUGUGAAAAUAAGAUGAAUUUAACGUUUUGUAUAACAAGUGUUGUACAGCAGCAGAAUCCCUAAGAUUGGCGAGAUAACUCCACCUUGCAGCAAAUUAGGGUGUCACCAGGAAUGUGGUUUUAGCUGCGAGGCAUGUCUCGUUCCAAGGUCAUGAGAAGCACUCUAUUAGGCAAAAGAGGGCAGGCCAUCGUAGUAUAAAGUUUUAGCUUGUUUUAAAUGUACUAGAGUUAUAUGUGUACCAGAAUAUUGGAAGACGGGGACAAGAGCAACAGUUCUGGUAGCGCCGUCUUGUGGCAGUCUGUUUAACUACAGUGUGUAGAAUAUGUGUUGCAAUGACCAACUGUCUUCCAUUUGUCUGCUGCCAUAAAUGAGUUGCAGGUGAAAUAAUCGUAACAAAAGUGUUACGAUCCUCCUUUUUUGAGGAUCAUGCAAUGCAAGAAUGUUUGUCGUGCAUUGUAACUGCUCACAGCAUUGCAAGAUAUUGUCACAAGCAAUGUUGUUCCCCAACAUAUCUUUAUUUAGUGUGGGCAUAUCAGUGUUUGUCUACGCUAAUACAUCUCUAUUAUGCUAAAACUCUAUGAGGCAUGAAGAUGAGAAAUGCAGGUUUCAUGUUUCUACUUUGCACUAAGAUUGGCUAAACACCAUUGAUUUUCAGUAGCUGUAUGGGUCAUGGUAAUCGUAGAGAAAUCACGGUUGUGUCUGCCGUACCUUUGGCAUGAUUGGGCAGCUCAUUUUAACUUUUUAUUGUUGCACAACAGUGGCCUGUGAACCUUGCUCAGAAAGUGCAAUAAAAAGAUUUGAUCUAA
Dermacentor andersoni is the source of this 12656-nucleotide messenger RNA. It is a transcript of the gene Marf1, whose product is annotated as meiosis regulator and mRNA stability factor 1-like protein. Gene Ontology annotation, molecular function: RNA nuclease activity; CCR4-NOT complex binding; nucleic acid binding. NCBI's taxonomy places the organism in Eukaryota, Metazoa, Arthropoda, Arachnida, Ixodida, Ixodidae. The record is from RefSeq and is a predicted model, not a curated record. Gene Ontology annotation, biological process: regulation of gene expression. Gene Ontology annotation, cellular component: peroxisome; cytoplasm.